Messenger RNA from Saprolegnia diclina VS20, 1694 nucleotides. RefSeq lists its product as hypothetical. Bases 35 to 1513 code for a protein of 492 amino acids. The record is from RefSeq and is a predicted model, not a curated record. The transcript has a single exon. Lineage: Eukaryota; Oomycota; Saprolegniomycetes; Saprolegniales; Saprolegniaceae.
GCCUCGUCCAGCUCAAGCACCGAAGAAGCACAAGAUGACCGAGACCUCGUUCCUGGCCAUGAGCCCCGACGUCCUCGUCCGCCUCGUCCAGUGCAUGGCCUCGCCCGCCGACGUCACUGCUCUUCUACGGGCACUCCCGCUUCAUGCGCUCCCGGCGCCGCUCGCAGCGCUCCGCGAGCUCCUAGCGCGGCAAUGCGAGCAGCACCCGCUUUGGCCGCAGCCCUGCCUCGACGACAGUAUGGACGCAGCCAUGAUGGAUCUCGUGCUGGCCGCGAUGCCAUCCUUCACGACGAUCCGGGUCGGCAACCUCGUCGCGCUCCAGCAGCAUCUCGCGACGCGUUCUGGGCCGACCAUGAACCUUCUCGGGUUUGCAGCGCAGUGGGGACACAAGGUCGCAUCCGUCACGGUGCUGAGCGAAGAGCUUGGUGGCGGAACAGACGUGCUCGGCAGCGUGCUCGAGUUGUGCACGGGCCUCCACCACGUUGAAGUGCAACCCCGCGAUAAGCCAGAGCGAAUCAUUCGCGCGAUCACGACGCGCGCGCACCACGUCCGCCGACUCGAUUUGUUUGCGGACGACGGCGACUGCUUUGACGUUGACGACGGCGUCGCGCUUCUUGGGCCGUGGCUGCGAACGGGGUAUGCGACCCAUUUGUCGCUGUGGCGAUUCGAGACGGAGGACAAUGACAUGUUGGCGGCCGCGCUGGCGGCGACACCGACGCUCCAAAGCCUCGAAUUUGUCCUUGCCGACGGAGUCAUCAGCAGCCUCACCUCUGGACCUCGACUCACGCGCCCGUUGACGCGUCUCCGCGUUCGAACGUCGUCGAUCGAAGGACUGCGCCAGCUUCUGCACCGUCUCGACCUCUCUGUGAUGACGCACCUCGACCUUGAAGUGUUUGCGUUUGGCGACAGCAGCUUUCUCGCAGCGGUGCUGCCACGACUGCCGCGUCUCGAAGAGAUCUCGCUCGUGUGCACGAGCCUCGCCGACACGUCUGCCGUCAAGCAGGCAGCGGGUCCGUCGUCCUUGCGGGUCGUGACGCUCAACGUCUUUGAGGCGUCGUCUGGCACACGCCUUGCGCUGCUCGACUGGAUCAGCACGUCGCGCUGCCUCGAGUCGGUCACGUGGGGCUUCUGGUCGUCGUUUAGCGGCCGUGAGAUGGGCCGCGUCGGAGGCGCGUUCCGGCGCUGGAUCGAAGCCGGCGUCCAUUUUGUGCGUUUUACGCAAGCCGAGGGCAACGACCUCUGCAUGCGCGAGCUCGCGACGGCGCUCACUGUCGCGACGCCUCGGUUGCCGCUGCGAUUCGAGCUUGCCGACCAACGACUCGAGGAUGUCGCGGCAUUGGACGGUCUCUUCAAGGCCGUCGCGAUGCGCCCUGGCGUGACCGUGUCCAUGCCGUUUGGUGGUGGCCAGAGUCCGCAAGUUCAUGGCGCGGUUUUGCACGAGCUUGCGUCGCAGCACGGUCUCGGCCUCGAGCUCAAGGACAAUACGUUGGUCGUGUCGAGUCGCAUCGCGUAGCAGUUCUUGACCCAGUGACGAUCUUGAAUCAUGCUGCAUCUCGUUUUAUAAGCUCUGCAAUUCAAGCCAAGCUGCGCCACGGUGGUACGCGGUGUAGGUGUCUCAGUAGUAUAGCGCUCUGCCUGCGUUGUAUUUGGUUGAGCAAUAUGUAUAAAACACUUGAUGCUUUGGAAAAUUCCCA